GCGCGACCAACCGAAGGAGAAACGCAGCCUCUAGCCAACUUGCACGGCAGCUCAAAUAUGGAGGAGGCUGACGGCAGAAAUCUUCGAGUGGCCACGUGGAACGUGGCUUCGAUAAAUAACAACCCUUUCGAAUACUUCGUUUCCCACGACGAUCCAGCGUACCUUAAGGUGAUGCAAGACAUCGAGAAGUUCAUGAUAUCACCGGGCGAACAUGAUGUUACAUUGGGCGAAAUCAUGAGCAAUCGAAUUCUUGAGGAGUUGGCUGCACUCAUUGAAAACGCUGGAAUAGGCGACCUCGAACAGGCAAGUGAGUACUGGGAGGAGAAUCUAAGGGAUCGUAGGGUGGUAGCAGACUUCUUAACGGACACAGAAAUAGGUGCAAAGCGUCUGUGUUCCUUGCCUGAUAGAGUGACAAAUACUAUCCAUUCUGGUAUGGAGAUCGUGUGUCGUCCUACAGUCAUAAGUUGCUACCGAGAGGCGUUGCCUAACAUAGAGCAGUGGUGGGCGCAAUGGAAAGAUUUCAUGUUUGCAAAGGAGGUCCAGAUUGUCACCAAAACUGGGUUGACCGCUUCUAGAAGAGUGUGUGAGCUGCUGGACCCGAUCAAGCAGUCGAAAUACCCUGCUAUCACUGAAGCCGAACAAGCUUGCUCGAUCUCACUACAAAUCAUUUAUCUCGCUGCAUUUGAUGCAAGCCUUGUAUACAUGAUGAAUUUGGUGGCACCGAGGGAUUGGCACAGGAUCAAAACAUCCCUCAUGGAUGUCCUGCACCAGAAUAAGUGUGUGAGAGUCAUGGAUAUACUCACGGGCCCCGUGUAUGCGAGCUGCGAUGUCAUUUUCUUGCAAGAGGUUUCUGCUGCAAUGGUGCGCGACUUUGAAAAUAAUCCAAAUAUCAAAGAAAAGUACCACAUUCUUUCUCCGGAGACCUUGGACGGGAAACGAGAUCAGAACAGUAUAAUUCUGGCCGCCAGUUGCAGAUUUUCAAAGGAAAGUUCAAAAAAGUGCAGCCAAACAUGGGGCGGAGAAAUUUCUGCGCAAAUUAUCGGGCUCAUAGACGACGUAAAGUCUGCUCCAGUCGCAGCUGGGGAUCUUUUCGUCGUGUGCUGCCAGGAAAAAGUUUCAAAAACAUCGAAAUUAUCAAACAUCAAACCUGCUCACCAACACGGACAGCGGUUCAUCUUCGCAUCGUUCCAUGGUGACACGGAUGGCCUAGCGACGAUUCCUGUAGUUUCAGCGGUUAAAAAGUAUAUGACAUUACUGACAUCAGAUGAGUCAGCAGUAGCUGCUGGCAUCGGUUCAGCACCUUGUCCACCGCUGCUCGUGUUCGGCAUGGAUGCAAAUACGUAUAAGGUUCACAACGAAGGAAAACGUCAAGGUGUGAUCGACUUUGCUAAACAUUUAGCGGCGAUGAACAUCGCAACGUGUUGGGGCGCUGGUGAGUCUGUCGCAAAUGAAUUUCGGAGGACAAAUACUUUUAAAUUUAUUGCACCAAAUGUCAUGCUGGCCCUACUUGUCGUGGACCCAAACCUCUACACAACGUAUAAUGCUCGAACAUUUUUACAGCCACAACUGAAUAAAGCGGUGCGCUUCUCAGACUACGACACAUCUAAAUUGACGGACAAAAAUCCGAAAGAUCAUAUUUUAUUUGAAUCAACCACAUCGCACCUGAGGAACGUUAGCGGAGGAAAAGAAGUUCGAGCAAAAUAUGUUUUCAGAGACAACACCGGCGACGGCAACUUUAUUGCUGAUAUGCCUUUUCCGACGUCAUCAUUUCCAUCAGACCAUGCAAUUGUAUGCGUAGACCUCGAGCUUGUGCCUCAUCAUUUUUCUGAUCUAGUCUCCAGUUAGUUGUCUCUAGCUCACAUUUAAUGAUUAAACUGUUCAACGUGUCGAUACCUUUGCAAUCGAGCCACUGCCAAGGAUGAUGGGAUGAUAUGAACAGGAAGGAUGGCCGGUGUGGAUGUCACCAAACAUCCUUCUGGUAUCGUCCAGACUCGGCCAGUCGUUUCACGAUACCUUCUGCUUCGUGUGCAGCAUAUCCACCUAAAUUCAUCAAAAUCACAUGGAGUGCGCGGUGGACAUCCCUUGCCAUCCCUUUUGCAUCUCCGCAUACAUAUAUUCUGCCCUUGUUAGCUCCGAUUGUGCCCUUCAUGAUACCAUGUAAAUCCUUCGCCACACUUGCAAGUUUGUCUUGAACAUACACUUUGUGUGAAGAAUUGGAUCGGCUGAAUGCAACUUGCAGGACUGAAAUAACAUUUUUCUGAAGAGCGCCUUCCAUUUCAUCUCUGUAGAUAAAAUCUUGAUCCUCG
Molecule: messenger RNA, 2306 nt
Organism: Micromonas commoda
Lineage: Eukaryota; Viridiplantae; Chlorophyta; Mamiellophyceae; Mamiellales; Mamiellaceae
Exons: 2
Coding region: 58-1845 (595 amino acids)
Source: RefSeq, a predicted model, not a curated record